This is a messenger RNA of Mitosporidium daphniae, 1224 nucleotides long. RefSeq lists its product as uncharacterized. Gene Ontology annotation, molecular function: clathrin binding; phospholipid binding. The record is from RefSeq and is a predicted model, not a curated record. The transcript is spliced from 4 exons. Gene Ontology annotation, cellular component: plasma membrane; clathrin vesicle coat; endosome. The coding region runs from base 1 to 1224 and encodes 407 amino acids. Gene Ontology annotation, biological process: endocytosis. Lineage: Eukaryota; Fungi; Microsporidia.
AUGUUUGGCAAAUUUUAUUUUCAAUUUGUAGCUGGUUUUGGAAAAUGUCAAAUCCAAAAUAUAAGGCCAAAAGCUACCUCCGGCAAGCGAUACUCUGACAUCGAGAUUAAGGUGCGCGAGGCUACCUCAAACGAUCCAAAUGGGCCCUCGACAACCCUUUUGGAGCAGCUAGCUGCAGCUAGCAACCACCAGUACACCGGGCAUUGUCUUAUUGUACUGAUGUCUAUUCUUGACCGCCGCCUGAAUGACAAGGGCCGCAACUGGCGACAUGUGUACAAGUCGCUAAUCGUUUUGGAUUACCUGCUUCUGGCCGGUUCGGAUCAAGUUCUGCUUCAUUUGAAGGAGCAGAUUUAUAUCAUAAAAACGCUGCUCCACUUUCAAUAUGUCGAUGACUUGGGAAGGGACCAUGGAUCUUGCGUCCGCCAAAAGACCAAAGAUCUGCUUGCGCUAAUAGAGGAUCCAGAUAUGAUUGCAGAUCGGCGAAACAACCCCCACAUGAAAGAUCCGCAUUCUUUUUUAGCGUUUAAUGACGAGAAAUAUGGGCAAAAUCUUGGCGGAGCCGGUGGUAAUUCCUCGCCCAGAAAUGGUUGGAGCAGGGCAAGCUCCUCUCGCACAUCAUCGCCCUCUGUUUUAAACCACAAUUCCUAUUCAAGCUCGCGAGAAGAGGAAAGGCAAUUACAGAUGGCACUUGAUGCUUCUCGUCAACAAGCGCUUAUUGAUGCUCAAAGGCGAGCCUCGCUUAGAAACAACGAGGAGGAUGAUGUGGAGUUAAAAGCAGCGCUAAGAAUUUCUGCGGCCGAAACAUCGUCUUCCUCGUCCAAAAAGUCGAACGACGAUUUAAUUGACCUUUUUCAGGGCCCGCCAACUGCUUCUGAAAUCCACCGAGAGCUUUCUACAUUAAGCGUGGGAAUGGCUGCUCCUCCUCCACCACCUCCUCAACAACAUUAUUAUCCCACUCAAUAUGCCCAACAAUUGCAAUUUUCUUCUCACUAUCCUCAACAAAUGCACCAAUCCUCUGGUGAGAUGUGGAGUCAACCGAAGCCUAAUUUUUAUGUAGAUCCCUCCAGUUAUCCCACCUAUUCAGCGGACGAAAAAUCACCUUUAGGUACUCAACAGAAAUAUUCGGAUUGUGUAAAUAAUCCAAGUAGCUUCGCGUCUGAUGAUCCCUUUGCGGGCCUUUCUUCAGAGUUGCGAAAAUCGUGGGCUUUUAUUCUUACAUUUUAG